CACAACAUUCAGUCGCAGAGCGAACCAGAGCAGACCAAGAUCAUCUCGAGCAGUCGUCACAAGGCGUUUGGCAGUCCAAAAAUAAACCAAAGUCAUCGAAGCUACGAAGCAAAGAAGGCACCUCUAAAAAUUCUGCAAAAAAUAGAACAUAAAUUUUCCAUUUUGUGCGUAUCGAUUCGGGGACAAGUGGGUGAACUGCGUAGUUUGCCGGGAAAUUCUCAGUCCACCGCUUCUUUCAUGUCUUGCCAAAAUCUUCGCAGCCAUCAGGCCAACGGAGUAAACAGCUGCCGUCGCGUUCGACAAGCGGCAAUGUCAGCACUUUAACAAGAAGGCGAAAAACCGAAUAACAAAUCCAUCGAGCAUCGACCGGAUAGGACAAAAUAUCGCAAAAAUUUAAUAACUCGACGAGUGUAAGUGAUUUGCGGCAGAGUGCGGAACAACUUUCCGCAACAAACAAAAACAGGAGGAUAGAGACUGGGGUGCAAAAAAAUUGAUUUCGUUAGCCUUUUGCCAGCACCAACUGCAUGGGUAAAGUUAUGAGAGUGAAUUCGUUACCGCCGCCCGCCCACAACUGCCACGCCCACGCCCGCUCCAAGCGACAACAGCAGAAGCAAUUGAAAAUAAAGAAAAUCGAAAUCUAUUUUAUGUUCAACAAUUUGUGCAAGAGAAAAACUUUAACGGAAAAUAACUUAUUGACACUAAAACCAAACCAAGGCAGUGAGUGAAUUACCGAAGUAAACCGCGAAACAGUUAAAGUGAUCGUUAAAGUUGUAAUCAACAUAAACCCGUAAAAACAUAAUAUUUUGUCAUAUUUCAAAACCACCAACAAAUAGAACUGGGAGGAAGAGGAUAGAGGAUAACCAGAAAUAAAGCAGUAUCUAUAAAUCCGCAUCAAAAUGGUUGGAGUUGCUGCCGAUGCCUCGCAGUCGAAUCAGCUGUCCUCGGUGAAGAACCCGAUGAUCAAGUACAUGCUGAAGACCCGGGAGAACCAUGCCAGGGAGCAGGAUCGGGACUACUCUCAUGUCUUCCGGCGGAAGACGCGGUUCGAGAUGUUCCGUUUGUCCGCCAUCGCCAUGGCAAUCGAGUUUGCCUAUGCGGCGGAGACGAGUUUCGUGUCCCCGAUCCUUUUACAGAUCGGAGUGGAUCAUAAGCACAUGUCCAUGACUUGGGGACUUUCGCCGCUGAUCGGAUUCUUCCUGUCUCCGCUGCUGGGUAGUAUUAGCGAUCGGUGCAAGCUGCGCUGGGGGCGCCGACGUCCAAUAAUUUCGAUCUUAUCAUUCGGCAUAAUGUGUGGCCUGAUCUUGGUGCCAUAUGGCAAGGAUCUGGGUCUGCUCCUUGGCGAUUCAGGAUAUAAUUACGCGGAGACGGCCUUGAAUUUCAGCACUUCCUUGGAAGGCUCAGUGGCGGCUUUGACUUCGGGUGAUCGUUCUGCAGGACCUUCCGCUUCCGACUUUAAGUUUGCCGUGAUCCUUACCAUAUUGGGCAUGGUGCUGCUGGAUUUCGAUGCGGACACUUGUCAGACACCUGCUCGCACCUAUUUGCUGGACAUGUGUGUGCCAGAAGAGCAACCAAAGGCGAUGACCAUGUUUGCGCUCUUCGCAGGAUUCGGAGGAACUAUAGGAUAUGCCAUUGGCGGUGUGGACUGGGAGACGACACACAUUGGCAAUUUUAUGGGCGGAAAUAUACCCACAGUAUUUACACUGGUCACCAUUAUAUUUGCGGUGUGCUAUUUGAUCACGGUAACCACCUUCCGGGAGAUUCCACUGCCCUUGAUCGAGCAGGAUGAGCUGUUGAGACCUCUUUCCGAACAGGCCAUCAAAAGGGAGCUGAAGAAAAAGAAUAACACCAUUUACUACAUCCAGGAGACCACUCAGCUGGAGCUGCAGAUGGCCAGCGAUGAUCCCAAGCGAGAGGAGGCCCUGCAAGUCAGUUACCAGAAUGGUUACUCACCCGCUUUGGAGAAGACGCGUGAGUCGCAGGACGUGGAAACCCAGUCGGAUUACGAGGCUCCUGUUUCCCUCAAAGCCUAUCUCAAGAGCAUCUUCAUCAUGCCCUAUUCGAUGCGAAUGCUGGCCCUCACCAAUCUCUUCUGCUGGAUGGGCCACGUCACCUACUGCCUCUACUUCACCGACUUUGUGGGCGAGGCAGUUUUCCACGGAGAUCCGACCGCUGCCCCCAAUUCAGAGGCCGCUUUGAAUUACGAAGCUGGCGUCCGAUUCGGCUGCUGGGGAAUGUCCAUAUACGCAUUUUCCUGCUCCGUUUACUCGCUGUCCGUGACCAAGCUGAUGAAGUGGUUCGGAACAAAGGCUGUCUACAUUAGUGGCAUGAUCUACUAUGGUAUUGGAAUGCUGGUCCUGGGCUUGUGGCCCACGAAGUGGGGAGUCCUGGUAUUCAGCACAUCUGCGGGUAUUCUCUACGGAACAAUCUUCACUGUGCCUUUCAUAUUAGUGGCUAGAUAUCAUGCCAAAAAUUGUUUCUGCAUUAAAAAUGGCGAGACUGUGCCGCUGAAACAGGCUCGAGGAUUGGGUACUGAUGUGGCCAUUAUCAGUAGCAUGGUGUUUGUAGCCCAGUUAAUUGUGUCCCUGUCCGUGGGUCCGCUUGUAUCCUGGAUGAAUACAACCUGUGCCGUGUUAUAUGCCUCGACGUUCCUGUCCUUCUUGGCCGCCAUAGCAGCCAUGUUUGUGUUAUAUGUCUAGGAAUUUACAGAGAUUUUUACACACAUGCAUUUUACAUAGCGUAAAUAUUGAGUAUCUUUGCCUACUUUCUGGCAGUAUCUGCUAGUGCACUCACAAUGUCGUGGCAUACUUUAAGGAUGAAACGUAUACUGUACCAUUGAUCAAUUAAAACAUUUUAUUUUUUUUUUGUAAACUGUAAACCGCAUGUGAAUUAAAUAAAUGAAU
Messenger RNA from Drosophila elegans, 2900 nucleotides. It is a transcript of the gene Slc45-1, whose product is annotated as proton-associated sugar transporter A. Gene Ontology annotation, cellular component: membrane. The transcript has 4 exons. Lineage: Eukaryota; Metazoa; Arthropoda; Insecta; Diptera; Drosophilidae. The coding region runs from base 897 to 2696 and encodes 599 amino acids. Gene Ontology annotation, molecular function: sucrose:proton symporter activity. The record is from RefSeq and is a predicted model, not a curated record. Gene Ontology annotation, biological process: transmembrane transport.